AUGAUGAAACGAUCACUAAUUGGAUUACGUGCGAGGCAGCACCAGCACCAGCAUCAACAGGCCGCCCUGCUGAUCCUGCUGGCAUUUGGCGCCGUUUCGUUUACAAAUGCGUUCAUCGUGCCGGAGGAGCUGCCAUCGAUACUUUCCCUGGUGUAUUCCAACAUUCCACCGAUCAAGAAAGGAACCGACUCAAGGAUAGGUUUUGGCUUUCGGCUGGGCGAACACGCUGAUUUUCAAGUGCAGCUUGAACUUGGGCCGCAGCUCAACACGCGACCGAUAGGAACGGCAGCCGGGAGCAGCAAACGAUACGUGGACAAUGGCGAGUACAGCAACUCCAUUAAGAGCCCAACCCGUGGAGGAGGAAGUUCGUGGUUGCAGGCGUGGUCGAAGCAGACGAAACAGCGCCAACAGUUCAACAAGGACAAACUGCGGGAUUCGCUGAUGCCACCGGCACCGAUAAUGAACGAGGGUGCCUACAACCAGCUCCAGCAGCUGUACGAGAUGAACAAGCAGCGUGAAUACGAGGACACGAUCGGCACGUUACCGGCGGAGGUGCUCGAAUCGCGCAUCAACCAGCUGAAGGCACUGCGAGGUGAACCGAUUACGCCCUUCAAACCGAUGCCGGGCACCGUCGACCAACGGUCCGGUGGUGGUGGACAUGGAGGGAAAUCUUUCCCCCCGGAGGAGGCUGCUCCAUCGGCAGAUUCCUCUUCGGUUGCCUCCAGCACGAACGUGAUCGUGGUAACGUCCGAUCCGGAGCCUUCGACGACCGUGCUGGCCACAUCCGCGCCGACGGAGGUUUCCUCAGCUGCAACCGAAAGUGAACGACCCGAACCCACUGCCAGCACCUCGUCGGCACCGGUAACCGUCGAUGGUGGUCGAAGGAAUGUACGGCGACGAACCAAUCGACCGGUGAGCAAACGGGACAAGGAACGCAUCACGGCCCAGCUGUCCGAUGUGUCGUUGGAUUGA
Molecule: messenger RNA, 972 nt
Organism: Anopheles coustani
Lineage: Eukaryota; Metazoa; Arthropoda; Insecta; Diptera; Culicidae
Exons: 5
Coding region: 1-972 (323 amino acids)
Source: RefSeq, a predicted model, not a curated record